CUGCCACCGCCGCGCGAGGCCAUGGAUGAUGUCGGAGCGGGAGUCGCUCAGGAUGAGGCCCAUCGGGGAUUAACAGGGGCGCCAGCUCUGGUGGAAGUUGAAGCAGAUGAAAUAGAUCCUGUACCCUCCAGAGAGGACUCGGAGCUCUCUUCAGGGGCCUUGUCUCCUCGGAAGACCAAAACUGCACUGGGAGGAGUAGGAGACAGCCUACUGGUCUCCAGCAGAAAUGGGGACGAUGGAGUCUGGACACAAGCGACUGGGAGUGGAAAAGAAGGGGGAUGCACGUCUCCAGAAUCGGGGGGCAUCUUGGCCAGCUCAAAUACUAGUCCCACCCCCGGGAGCAAAGGCCUACCUGGUCAUGCUGCUAAGACUUUCCCAUCAUCCCCCAGCAAAACAGCUGGACCCAGCCGUGCAAAGAUGUCCCUUACCGGGACCAGCAAGUCCCCAACGUCUAUCCAGAGUCUGGCUAUGCGCUUGCUGACUAUGCCUGGAUCACGUCUUCCGGGUGAUUCUGGGUCUCCCACAACAGAAGCCCCAGCUCCAGCCUCAGCCCCAGUCCCAGAUUCAGCCCCCACUCCUGCUCUAGCAGUGACCUCUGCUCCUGGUCAACCUUCAGCCCCAACCACUGAAGAAGUCAAACCCAAGGUUCACAGGGCUCGGAAAACAAUGUCGAAGCCCAGCACUGUACAGGUGCCUGAAAAGAGGGUCUCAGAGAUGUUACAUUUCCGUGUCUCAGAUGAUUUGAGAAGCAUUGAAGAACCAGAAGAACCUGCGAAACACAGGAAAUACGAUUACAUGGUAGACGCAUUGCACAAAAGGAUUCCCCUUUCGCUUCAGCGGUCAAGUCCCCGAGCUACUACAGAGAUCACGGUGACAGAAGAGAUGACAGCUCCAGCCACGGCCUCGCAGGAGGACGGAGGCCAGGAAUGGGAAACCGAAGUGGGGGAUGACUUUAGCCUCUUCUACGACAGCUAUUCUGUGGAUGGCCACGUCGAUUCGGACAGCAAGUCUGAUGCAGAUGUUACCGGAGAACACAUGAGUGAGGAAGAGGAAGAAGAGGAGGAGGAAGAAGAAGAGGAGGAAGAGGAGGAGGAGGAGGAAGAAGAAGAGGAAGAAGAAGAAGAGGAAGAAGAUGAAGAUGAUGAGGAAGAGUCAGGAAACCUCUCUGAUAGGAGCACGGCCUCCAGCUCCAAACGUAAAGCCCGGAAGCGCUGGCGACACGACAGUCCAUGGAUCAAGCCAUCCCGAAAACGCAAACGCAAAGAGCCACAUCCCAAGGAAAACAAAGGCCUGAAUGGUGGCCCGUCAACCACCCAGAGCGAGUAUACGGAGGUGCCUCUUGGCUGCCUGGAACUGCCCAAUGAGGGGGCGCUGUCCCCCAACAAUGCUGGUGUGUCUAAUGAGACAAGUUCAUUGGAAACUGAACGCUUUGAGGAACUUCCGCUGUGUUCUUGCCGCAUGGAAGCCCCAACCAUUGAGCGGCUUAGCCAGCAGGCUGGAAAUCAGUGCAUGGCAACUGAGAGUGCUGAUGGGGAGUUAAACGGCUGCAGCAGCAGCAUCUUAAAGCAAGAGACAAUGCGUCCCUCCAGCCGGGUUCCACUCAUGGUCCUGUGCGAAGCCCAUCGUGCCCGGAUGGUGAAGCAUCACUGCUGCCCUGGUUGCGGCUACUUCUGCACGGCGGGCACCUUCCUGGAGUGCCACCCUGACUUCCGUGUGGCACAUCGCUUCCACAAGGCCUGCGUUUCCCAGCUCAAUGGCAUGAUCUUCUGUCCACACUGUGGAGAAGAUGCUUCAGAGGCCCAGGAGAUCACCAUUGCCAAGGCGGACACCUCCACGCCUGUCCCCAUCCCACCAUCGCACGGCCAAAGCGCUUCCGAGUCCACCGGCCGUGCUGACACCACCCAGCCCAGUGCUCGGAUGCGUGGGGGCUCAGGGGUUGAACACCCAACAGAUGAUAUGAUGGGCUUCGGUGGCCCAGGUAUUGAUAGUGCAGGCCCACGGCUGACUCUUCCUAAUGGGGCUAUAUGGUGCAUUGAAAGCCCCUUGAAAGGCUAUAUUCAAAUAGACAGCUUAGACCCCAAUUUCCAGACUGAACAACAAAGUAAACGUUUCCCACUACAUGCUGCGGCACAGAAGGGCUACCUGGAAAUCUGCCAUGUUUUGCUGCAGGCUGGAGCCAACAUAAAUACAGUGGACAAGUUGCGUCGAACCCCUUUAAUGGAAGCUGUUGCAAACAACCAUGUGGAGCUAGCCCGUUACUUGGUCAAGAGGGGUGGUUGUGUGUACACAAAGGAGGAUGACGGAUCUACCUGUCUCCAUCACGCUGCCAAGAAUGGAAAUGUGGAGAUGGUCACCUUGCUCCUUUCCACGGGGCAGGUGGAUGUCAAUGCCCAGGAUAACGGAGGUUGGACCCCCAUUAUCUGGGCUGCCGAGCAUAAGCACAUUGAGGUGAUCCGCAUGCUGCUUACCCGGGGAGCUGAUGUCACCCUGACUGACAAUGAAGAGAACAUCUGCUUGCACUGGGCCUCCUUCACCGGAAGUGCGGAGAUUGCCGAAAUCUUACUGAAUGCCCAAUGUGAUCUCCACGCUGUCAAUUUCCAUGGAGACACGCCUCUGCAUAUAGCUGCCCGGGAGAGCUACCACGAUUGUGUCCUCCUGUUCCUAUCAAGGGGAGCCGACACUGAAAUACGGAACAAGGAAGGGGAUUUGCCAGUGGACCUGACCUUGGAGAACUCAGAUGUUUGGUUUGCCCUUCAACUCAAUCGCAAGAUCCGUCAAGGCAUCCUUAACCGUUCUGUGCGCACGGAGCGCAUCAUCAGCAGGGACGUGGCUCGUGGCUACGAAAAUGUGCCCAUUCCCUGUGUCAACUCUGUGGACGAUGAGCCCUGCCCAGAUGAUUAUAAGUACAUCUCGGAAAACUGUGAGACCUCCACCAUGAACAUUGAUCGCAAUAUCACCCACUUGCAGCAUUGCACAUGCCAGGACGACUGUUCCUCCAGCAAUUGUCUCUGUGGACAACUCAGCAUCCGCUGUUGGUAUGACAAGGACGGACGCUUGCUACAGGAAUUCAACAAGAUCGAGCCCCCCUUGAUCUUUGAAUGUAACCAGGCCUGCACCUGUUGGAGGAACUGCAAAAACCGGGUGGUGCAAAGCGGCAUCAAGGUUCGCCUGCAGCUGUACCGAACUGCAAAAAUGGGGUGGGGCGUCCGUGCCCUUCAGACCAUCCCCCAGGGAACUUUCAUAUGCGAGUAUGUAGGAGAACUGAUUUCUGAUGCAGAAGCUGACGUCAGGGAAGAUGACUCGUACCUGUUUGAUCUAGAUAAUAAGGAUGGCGAGGUAUACUGCAUCGAUGCCCGUUAUUAUGGCAAUGUCAGCCGCUUCAUCAACCACUUGUGUGACCCCAAUAUCAUCCCUGUACGAGUGUUCAUGUUGCACCAGGACCUGCGCUUCCCCCGCAUUGCUUUCUUCAGCAGCCGGGACAUUCAGACUGGCGAAGAACUUGGAUUUGACUACGGGGACCGUUUCUGGGACAUCAAAAGCAAAUACUUCACCUGCCAGUGCGGUUCAGAGAAGUGCAAACAUUCGGCGGAAGCUAUUGCCCUGGAACAGAGCCGCCUGGCUCGCCUGGAGGCCCACCAGGACGUGCUGCCAGACAGCAGCAGCUUCCCGGCCUCCCAGGCUUAAGCUGGGUCCUGCUGCCAUCCUGCAUGUCAAAUUGCUCCUCCUCCCGGCCCCGCCCCAGCCCCGCCCCUUCCUUCCCCCCGCCAUGGACUCUCCUCUUGGCCCGGGGUUUGGAACACGGAGGCUGCUCUUCUCCAAGAGGAAUUUGCCUUAAGAAAU
Molecule: messenger RNA, 3840 nt
Organism: Python bivittatus (Burmese python)
Lineage: Eukaryota; Metazoa; Chordata; Lepidosauria; Squamata; Pythonidae
Source: RefSeq, a predicted model, not a curated record